AGGCGAGGAGGUCACGCGGAGGUUGAGGGCAGCGGGUUGUCAUGCUGAGAGCGGCCCGGCUCCAGUGGUGGCGGCGGUGGCUUGGUCAGCCGGCGCCCCCCCGAGGGGCGGGCUGUGGUUGCGGCGGUGGCCGGCGGAGUGGAUCCCGGGGAACUUCCUCGUACCCUUCCCCGUUUGGCGGCGACGUCCCAGGAGUCGUGAAUGUCUUCGAUCGGGUGUUGAAGAGGAAACAGAAGAACUGGGCGGCCCGGCAACCGGAGCCCGUGAAGUACGACUACCUGAAGGAAGAGGUUGGUGGUCGAGUUGCUGAUCGAGUAUAUGAUAUAGCCAGAGAUUUUCCCCUUGCUUUGGAUGUUGGCUGUGGAAGAGGUUAUAUAGCACAACAUUUAAAUAAGGAAGUUGUUGGAAAAUUUUUCCAAGCAGACAUUGCAGAAAAUGCUUUGAAAAACACCUUAGAAACAGAAAUACCUACUGUCUGUGUGUUAGCUGAUGAAGAAUUUCUUCCCUUCAAAGAAAAUACAUUUGAUCUGGUUGUUAGCAGUUUAAGUUUACAUUGGGUGAAUGAUCUUCCUAGAGCAUUUAAACAGAUUCAUUAUGUUUUAAAACCAGAUGGAGUAUUUAUUGGUGCAAUGUUUGGAGGAGACACACUCUUUGAGCUUCGAUGUUCUUUACAAUUAGCAGAACUGGAAAGAGAAGGAGGAUUUUCUCCACACAUUUCUCCUUUCACUGCUGUCAGUGAUCUGGGUCAUCUGCUGGGAAGAGCUGGUUUUAAUACACUGACUGUGGAUACUGAUGAAAUUCAAGUGAAUUUUCCAGGAAUGUUUGAGGUGAUGGAAGAUUUACAAGGUAUGGGAGAGAGCAAUUGUUCUUGGAAUAGAAAACCUUUGCUUCAUAGAGAAACAAUGUUGGCAGCUGCAGCAAUAUAUCAAGAAAUGUAUGGAAAUGAAGAUGGCUCAGUACCUGCAACUUUUCAAAUCUAUUACAUGAUAGGAUGGAAAUACCAUGAUUCACAGGCAAGACCUGCUCAGAGAGGUUCAGCAACAGUGUCAUUUGGAGAUUUGGGGAAAAUAAAUACUCUGAUGUCACAUGGGAAGAAAUAGCUUUAGAUCACAAUAAAUAUUCAGUGCUGAUAGAAUUACCAGUUUUUUUCUCAUCAAAAAUUGCUUUCUUCAAGAAGCAAUAAAGUACUUACAAAUAAAAUGAUUACAGUCCUUGCUUAAAAAAAAGAAAGAAAAGAAAGAAA
Molecule: messenger RNA, 1243 nt
Organism: Dromiciops gliroides (monito del monte)
Lineage: Eukaryota; Metazoa; Chordata; Mammalia; Microbiotheria; Microbiotheriidae
Gene: NDUFAF5
Product: NADH:ubiquinone oxidoreductase complex assembly factor 5
Exons: 11
Coding region: 42-1100 (352 amino acids)
Biological process (GO): mitochondrial respiratory chain complex I assembly
Cellular component (GO): mitochondrion
Molecular function (GO): S-adenosylmethionine-dependent methyltransferase activity
Source: RefSeq, a predicted model, not a curated record